Messenger RNA from Eimeria necatrix, 2911 nucleotides. RefSeq names its product polyadenylate-binding protein, putative. The record is from RefSeq and is a predicted model, not a curated record. Gene Ontology annotation, cellular component: ribonucleoprotein complex. The transcript has 4 exons. NCBI's taxonomy places the organism in Eukaryota, Apicomplexa, Conoidasida, Eucoccidiorida, Eimeriidae. The annotation marks the transcript as partial. Gene Ontology annotation, molecular function: RNA binding.
AGCAGCAGCAGCAGCAGCAGCUGCUGCCGACUCCCAACAACAACAGCAGCAACAACAGCAGCAACAGCAGCAGCAACAACACCCCUCCCCCCCCCAACCCCACCCCCUCCCCGGAUCCUCGGGAUCGGGAUCGGGAUCGGGAUCGGGAUCGCACCCCACAUACGUCUCCCCGUCCCUCUACAUCGGCGACCUCCACCCCGAAGUAACAGAAGCCAUGCUCUUCGAAGUCUUCAACGCCGUGGGCCCCGUGACCUCCAUUCGAGUCUGCAGAGACUCUGUCUCCAGGCGAUCCUUGGGCUAUGCUUACGUGAAUUAUCAAUCCUUAAAUGAUGCAGAAAGGGCCUUAGACGCUCUCAACUUUGCGUUGAUUCGGGGACAGCCUUGCAGGAUAAUGUGGAGUCAAAGAGACCCUUCUUUGCGGCGGAGUGGGGCGGGGAAUGUCUUUGUGAAAAACCUGGACAAGUCGAUUGACAAUAAGGCCCUUUACGACACUUUUUCUCUCUUUGGAAACAUUCUGAGUUGCAAAGUCGGAGUUGAUGAGUUCAAUCGAAGCAGGGGUUAUGGAUUUGUUCAUUACGAGACAGAAGCUUCUGCAAGAAGUGCAAUUGAGAAGGUUAAUGGCAUGUUAAUCGGGGGAAAGACUGUUUAUGUGGGGCCCUUUGUGACCCGCAGCGAGCGGGAGGGCAGCAGCAGCAGCAGCAGCAGCAGCAGCAGCAGCAGCAGGUUCACGAAUGUGUAUCUUAAGAACAUCCCCGCCUGCUGGGGGGCCCCCGAGACCCUGAGGCCCCUCCUGUCUCCGUUCGGAGACAUCACCAGCCUCGUGCUGCGCCAAGACCCCAAGGGGAGACUCUUUGCCUUCUGCAACUUUGCGCAGCAUGCUGCAGCAAAGGCCUGCGUCGACAGCCUCAACGGCAGACUCGUCAACGCCCACGGCUUCAAGGAAGACAGCAGCAGCAGCAGCAGCAGCAGCAGCAGCAGCAGCGGCAGCGGGGAGGGGGAGGGCGGCGGGAAGGGCGGCGAGGAGCCAGAGACCACGGGAGGGGCGGGGAAGGACAAACAACAGCAGCAGCAGGAACAGCAGCAGCAGCAGCAGGAGGAGACUGCAGCAGCAGCAGCAGCAGCAGCUAAUGGUGCCGACGACCCCAGCAGCAGCAGCAGCAGCAACAACACGCCGAACGGGACCGGCGGGGAGGAGGGGGCAGCAGCAGCAGCAGCAGCAGCAAACCCCACAACCACCGCAACCACGACGAGCAGCAGCAGCAGCAGCACGAACAGCAGCAGCAGCAGCAGCAGCAGCAGCGGGGAGGAGAUGGUGUUGUUUGUGGGGCCGCACCAGACGCGGGCGCAGCGGUCUGCUGCGCUGCGGCAGCGCUACGAGCAGCAGCAGCAGCAAAAAGGAGACAAGUACAGAGGAGUGAAUCUUUAUGUCAAAAACCUAGAUGAGGGUAUAGACGACGCGGAGCUGCAAACCCUUUUUGAGGGUUUCGGGCCCACCAACAGCGUCAAGGUCAUGCGCGACGAAAAGGGUUUGUCUCGAGGCAGCGCUUCCGGGGGCCCCCGGGGGCCCCCCCGCCAGGGGCCCCCGGGGGCCCCCCUCGUCCCGGGGGGCCCCCCGCCCCCCGUGGGCUUCGCUGCUGCUGCGGGGCCCCCGGGGCCCCCCCUCCCCGGGGUGCCGCCCGCUGCUGCGUACCCCCAGAGGCCCGUGCUGUACCCUCCGCAGGGGCCCAUGGCCAUGCUGCCGUGGGCGGGGCGGCAGCAGCAGCAGCAGCAGCACUUCCAGCAGCAGCAGGGCCUCGCGCUGCAGCGGGGGCUGGCGCCAGCAGCAGCGCUGCAGCACAUCUACGGGCCCCAGUCCGCGGUGGCGGCGGCCGCCGCGCUGCAGGCCUCGCUGCAGCAGCAGCAGCAGCAGCAGCAGCCGCUGCUGCAGCAGCAGCGCGGCCCUGCGGGGCACCGCGGCGGGCGGGGGGGCGCUGCGAGCAGCAGCGCGAAGCAGCAGCAGCAGCUGCUGAAGCAGCAGCAGCAGAUGCCGGGCGGCGGCUCCUUCAAGUUCACGCCGCAGGUGCGGAACCCGCGGCUGGAGCAGCAGCAGCAGCAGCAGCAGCAGCAGCAGCUGCACCUGGCCGCCGCGCCGCAGCAGCAGCAGCUCGACGCAGCAGCAGCAGCGCACCUCCUCCUCUCCCCCGACGCCCCCCUCACUGCUGCAGCACUUGCUGCAGCACAGCCCUCGCUGCAGAAGCAAAUGCUCGGAGAAAGACUUUUUCCUUUAAUCGCUCGCCAUCAGCCAGAACUUGCAGGAAAAAUAACUGGAAUGAUGUUGGAAAUGGACAACAGCGAGCUGCUGAUUCUCCUCGAGAGCGAGGCCCAGCUCAAGAGCAAGAUCGACGAGGCCCUCGGGCAACAGCUGCUGCUGCUGCAGCAGGAACAGCAGCAACAGCAGCAGCUGCUGCAGCAGGAACAGCAGCAGCAGCUGCGGCGAGGAACAACAGCGGCAGGAGAGGCGGACUGGUGCAGGAAAGAUGGCUUUGUGCCCAACGCAAAUCUGCUGCAGCAGCAGCAGCAGCAACAGCGCCAACAGCAGCAGCGUCGGGUUGUGUCUUCACAGAUAGCACAGGAGGAGAGGAGGCAACAGGUGCUGUGGCUGCUGCUCCUAGGACAGCAGCAGCAGCAGCAGCAGCAGCAGCAGCAGCAGCGCGGACCGCUGCGGCAGCAGCUGCUGCUGCUGCCCAUCAAUGCACAGGCGGAGACAGGGGAGACAGAGUUGUCUCGCGUCUUCGUUUCCUUUGCUGCAGUGUCAGCAGCAUUUGCUGCAGCAGCAGCAGCAUUAGCUGCAGCAGCAGCGGCACUUGCUGCUGUCGCUGCAGCAAUUGUUGCAGCAGCAGCAGCAGUUGCUGCUGCUGCUGCAGCCCUAUGA